CAAACCAAACCAGGGAAGCAAAAGCAACCAAAACCCCAACUCUUUUGCUCCCAGAAAACCAGAACUUUCUUUCAAUGGAAAACAAAAAUGACCCAGAAAUCAUUUUCAGAUCAAAACUCCCAGACAUCAACAUCCCAAACCACCUCCCACUCCACACAUACUGCUUUGAAAAAAUCUCAGAAUUCAAAGACAAACCUUGCAUAAUCGACGGCGCUAACGGCCGCAUAUACUCCUAUGCAGACGUUGAACUCACUUCACGCAAGGUAGCCUCGGGACUCAGCAAACUGGGCAUCAAACAAGGCGACGUGAUCAUGCUAUUACUCCAAAACUGCCCCGAAUUCGUCUUCGCAUUCUUCGGAGCAUCAUUUUUAGGCGCAAUGAGUACCACCGCCAACCCGUUCUACACUCCGGCGGAGAUUGCCAAGCAAGCCACCGCGUCGAGGUGCGAAGUUAUUGUCACACAAUCAGCCUACGCUGAUAAAGUGAAGGACAUGGGCUUGAAAGUUGUGAUCAUUGAUGACGCGCCAGAGAAUUGCUUGCAUUUCUCGGAGUUGACGGAAGCGGACGACAGCCAAAUCCCAACCGUUGAGAUUAAACCAGACGACGUCGUGGCGCUCCCUUAUUCGUCCGGGACGACAGGGCUGCCAAAAGGUGUCAUGUUGACGCACGAAGGACUAGUGACGAGCGUGGCACAGCAAGUGGACGGAGAGAAUCCCAACCUCUACUUUCACGAGAACGACGUGAUCCUCUGCGUGCUGCCGCUUUUUCACAUUUACUCGCUGAACUCUGUUCUGUUGUGCGCGCUGAGGGUUGGUGCGGCGAUUCUGCUAAUGCAGAAAUUCGAGAUUGUGACGCUGUUGGAGCUGGUGCAGAAGUAUAAAGUGACGAUUGCGCCGUUUGUGCCGCCGAUUGUUUUGGCGAUCGCGAAGAAUGCUGAGGUCGAUAAGUAUGAUUUGUCGUCGAUUAGGACAGUGAUGUCGGGUGCGGCUCCGAUGGGGAAGGAGCUUGAGGAUUCUGUCAGGGCUAAGAUGCCUAAUGCUAAACUUGGACAGGGAUAUGGGAUGACGGAAGCAGGGCCAGUAUUGUCAAUGUGCCUAGCAUUUGCGAAAGAACCGUUUGAGAUAAAAUCAGGUGCAUGCGGGACCGUAGUAAGGAAUGCAGAAAUGAAGAUCGUUGACCCAGAAACUGGAGCAUCACUGCCGCGUAAUCAAGCCGGCGAGAUUUGCAUCAGAGGGCGCCAGAUCAUGAAAGGUUAUUUGAACGACCAAGAGGCCACAGCAAGAACUAUAGACAAGGAAGGAUGGCUGCACACGGGAGAUAUCGGCUACAUUGAUGACGACGACGAGCUCUUCAUCGUCGAUAGACUGAAAGAGCUUAUCAAGUACAAAGGUUUCCAAGUUGCCCCGGCGGAGCUCGAAGCAAUGUUGAUAGCCCAUCCAAACAUCUCAGACGCUGCUGUUGUACCCAUGAAAGAUGAGGCUGCCGGCGAGGUUCCGGUUGCAUUCGUUGUAAGAUCAAAUGGUUCCAAGAUUACUGAGGACGAAAUCAAGCAAUACAUUUCAAAGCAGGUUGUGUUCUACAAGAGGAUCAAUCGGGUGUUCUUCGCGGAUACGAUUCCCAAGGCACCAUCAGGAAAGAUAUUAAGGAAAGAUUUAAGAGCAAAGCUUGCAGCAGGUCUUGCCAAUUAGACUACUCAAUGUGUGUAUAUAUAGCAUCAUAUAUAUAUAUAUGCAUGAAUGGGAGAGAUUGAUGAUCAUCAAUUCAAAGUUCACAGAGCUCAGCUCAAUUUGUUUGAAUUUGUUUUAUCGUGUAUAUGUUGUUAUGAACUACUCCAAAUACCUUAGAAUAUUUGCAGUUUGACAAUCUUCAAACUCAAAAUUAUUUUGUGCCUUUUUUCCUUUCAAAUGUACUAUUAAUCUGUUGUUAGCAGAAAUUUAUAUAUAAUUUUGGCUUCACGUA
Tripterygium wilfordii is the source of this 1959-nucleotide messenger RNA. RefSeq names its product 4-coumarate--CoA ligase 2-like. Gene Ontology annotation, molecular function: CoA-ligase activity. The record is from RefSeq and is a predicted model, not a curated record. NCBI's taxonomy places the organism in Eukaryota, Viridiplantae, Streptophyta, Magnoliopsida, Celastrales, Celastraceae. Bases 75 to 1688 code for a protein of 537 amino acids. The transcript has 5 exons.